This is a messenger RNA of Sphaeramia orbicularis (orbiculate cardinalfish), 2030 nucleotides long. Its product is annotated as stromal membrane-associated protein 1-like. Gene Ontology annotation, biological process: regulation of clathrin-dependent endocytosis. NCBI's taxonomy places the organism in Eukaryota, Metazoa, Chordata, Actinopteri, Kurtiformes, Apogonidae. The record is from RefSeq and is a predicted model, not a curated record. Bases 162 to 1490 code for a protein of 442 amino acids. The transcript has 10 exons. Gene Ontology annotation, cellular component: cytoplasm. Gene Ontology annotation, molecular function: metal ion binding; GTPase activator activity.
AUCCUGUAGGUGGAGAAGGGAUUCCGGUUCCGGGUGUUUUCAUAUCUAACUCGGAGGCGUCCAUUCCUCUGAUUAUGGUCUUAUAUCAGAUACUAUUACCGAUUACCGACUGAUUAAAGUAGAUAUCUUUGAAUUAAGGAAGCCCAUCUUAAACCGCAGAUAUGACCACCCGUUCGGAGCGAGAGAAGGCCCAGAAACUGAACGAGCAGCACCAGGCCAUCCUGUCCAAAAUGCUGAGAGAGGAAGACAACAAGUACUGCGCCGACUGCGAAGCGAAAGGUCCAAGAUGGGCAUCCUGGAAUCUGGGAGUAUUUAUCUGUAUCCGGUGUGCUGGCAUCCACAGGAACCUGGGUGUACAUAUAUCCAGAGUUAAAUCGGUCAACCUGGACCAAUGGACCUCAGAACAAAUCCAGAGUAUACAGGAGAUGGGCAACACCAAGGCAAGGCAGCUUUAUGAGGCCAACCUUCCAGAAAACUUCAGAAGACCUCAAACAGACCAAGCAGUGGAAUUCUUCAUCAGGGAUAAAUAUGAGAAGAAGAAAUACAGCAAGAAUGUGACCAAUGGACGCAGUCCAAAAGAUAAUAAGAAAGAGAAGGAGCCAGACAGAGGGAACAAGAGUGAAGAGUCCAGGCCUGUUCAGAUCAGCCCGAUCAAAAAUUCAGAGCCAUCUGUGAAUCUACUAGGCCUUGACGCACCGGCAGCCACAUCAACUAACAAUGGUAGUACGAGCACAAGCCAGAGUAAUGACCUGGAUAUUUUCGGCCCCAUGGUGUCCAACCCCCUCCCUGCAUCCACAUCAGCAGCUCCAUUUUCUCAGGUGAGCUCCAGUAAUGUGGCUAGUACUCCAACACAACUUCCAGCAGCAGCAGGAGCAGCUGGAUCCAGCUCAGGGUCUGCGCAGGGAGAACUUGACCUGUUCAGUGACAGCAGUAGCACCACUAAAACAGAUGACGCAGCCAAAAAGCCCCUGUCCAAGGACUCCAUCCUGUCCCUAUAUGGCACUAAUAGCAUGUCCCAACAGGCCCCUGCUGCUGGCAUGUUCAUGGGCCCCUCCCAGAUGCAGUUUCCUGUCCAGGCCACUGCUGGGUAUCAGGCCUUCCCUGGCAUGGGCCCAGCCAUGCCGCCCACCACCGUCAUGGGUGCCAUGAUGGCUCAGAGUGGGGCAGCCAUGAUGGGGCCCAAUCCAGGCAUGAUGGUAGGGAUGACCAUGCCCAAUGGCUUCAUGGGUAAUACGCCUGCCACUGGCGUUAUGGGUAUGGCACCGAGGAUGAUGGGACCGCAGGGUGGCAUGUUGCCCGCUCAGGGCAUGUAUGCCAUCCAGCCUGGACAGCAGGCUCAGUGGAAUAUGGGUCAGAUGAACCAGCAGAUGUCAGGGUUGACUCUGAAUGGUGCCGGUGGUCAGAUGGCCUUCAGUCAGCCUCCAUCAGCGAUGGGUGGUUGGGCCACCGCUGGAUCUGGCCAGACGCUGAGCACACAGCUAUGGAAGUGAGCCUUUAAGGCGGUCGAUGGGCGGGCAGAGUAAGAGUCGAGGUUGCAGAAGGUUCAAACAAAUCAUAGUUUCUUCUCUUCACCUCACUAUGAACUGAUGCCCAUCCCCAUCAUGGACCAGCCUUCAGAACAUGAAAAUUGUAUCUCUUUUUUUUUUUUUUUUUUCCUUCUCCCUUUCUCUGUCUCUCUUUCUCUCUAUUGUGUGAGUGAAUUGGGAGUCAUACAGGAUUACAGCCUGGCAGUUUCUGCCUGUCGUAUGGUUUUGAUCAUAACUUUUAUUUUCCUUUUUUGGAAAAAUUACAAGGAAAUAACAGUCCCAACAAAAAUGAUAUCGACAUAUCAGAAAGCUGCAGGACCAGUUACACAAGCUUUUAUUGUAUCACUGUAUCAUUAUAAGAUUAUAGAACAUUUAAAUGAAUAGUAUUUAAAGGGAGGAGAUAAGACUCAGGUCUGUCAGUACUGCUCCCGAAUGUACAGCGCUGUAUAACCUUCUUUUAAAGUACUUGUGGUUCCCCUAUAAAAAAUAAAGUCAUAAUAAAUC